UUCUCACAAGACAAGGGAUUGGAAUUUGGAGGUUCCAGCGAUGGCCACGGCCAUGGCGUCUAAUCGAGCAGCAUUCCUCGCUGGCAGCUCCAGCGCCCUGGCAAUUCACGCGCCAACGCGGCCGGCACAGCUCGCUUGCGUUCCAUCUAUUUCGUGUUAUCCAUCUGUCUACUGUGGAAGGGGCGACAAGCGCACAGCCAAAGGGAAGCGAUUCAGGCACUCGUUUGGCAAUUCGCGGCCCCGGAAGCGCAACAAGGGUCGAGGGCUGCCGCCGACGCCACUGCCUCCCAAGCCAGCUGAUUCCACUACCGAAGGAUCGCCAGCGCCGGAGCCAGCACCAGCGGCAAUCGCCAUGGAAGAGUGAUCGAGGUCUCGCUCAAAUGUAUCAUCCAAAUUUUUUUCAAAAACAUCUCAUCCCCUCCAA
Selaginella moellendorffii is the source of this 424-nucleotide messenger RNA. RefSeq names its product 30S ribosomal protein S31, chloroplastic-like. The record is from RefSeq and is a predicted model, not a curated record. The transcript is spliced from 3 exons. Gene Ontology annotation, biological process: plastid translation. NCBI's taxonomy places the organism in Eukaryota, Viridiplantae, Streptophyta, Lycopodiopsida, Selaginellales, Selaginellaceae. Bases 41 to 364 code for a protein of 107 amino acids. Gene Ontology annotation, cellular component: plastid; ribosome.